GAGAGCGGAAAGAGCGAGUCAAGAGACGAAACGAGUAGUGCGCCAUUAAUCCUGCUCCUAUAGAUACGGGAAAAACAACACCUGUUGGACACUAACAUCUGUGUUACAGGUUAACUCUUUGAUUUUACAUUAGACACGUUUGAGGAAGGUACUUUUUGAAAUUUAUUCAUCAUGGUAACCAGGAAGGGGGACACACAGAAGCAAGCUUUCAACUCUAAGCAGAGCACUGUGAUGUAGAGCCGCUCCUUAUUGACUUUCUCACAGUCAUGGAGCUGAAGGUUUGGGUGGAUGGCAUUCCACGUGUUGUUUGUGGCCUAUCAGAAGAUACAUCUUGUCAGGAUGUAGUCAUUGCUCUUGCCCAGGCUAUAGGACAAACAGGUCGGUAUGUUCUCAUCCAGAAACUACGGGAUAAAGAACGGCAGCUUGUGGCCAAUGAAUGCCCAUUGGAGUCCCUGGCUAAACUGGGUCAGUUGGGCAAUGAAGUGCAAUUCAUCCUACGGCGCACCGGCCCCACGAGCAGUGAAGCCUUAGACCAAAGUCGAGCCCCGCAAUUACCCAGACCCCCAGAUCCAGUGCCCCUCAAACACAAAGAGCCAAAAAAAGGUCUUACUUUCAAUCUUGGGCCCUCCACAUCACCCCGAACUCAUGUAAAACAGGUUGAAAAAUCACCCAGAGACUCCCAAGCGCGAGGGGUGUCCCCAUCUCCACCCUCGUCUCUUGCCCAAGCUGGUCCAUCCAAAGACUCACUCUAUCAGCAGAUUCUACGACAACAGGGGCAGCUACAGUCUCUGCAGGGACAGCUGGAGGCUCUAGAGAGGGAGAUGGCCGUGUGGGAGCAGGCUCCUCCUCCAACCCUUUCCCCUGACCUCCUUGAGGAAAUGGACCACCUACAGCAGUUUUUUAGGAGGAACGAGGCUGAGCUGGCCCAUACGCAGUACUGGGAAAAUGAAUUUCAGUCUGAAGUUCAAAGAGAAAAGGAAAUGCUACAGAAAAUAAAUGAACUCCAUUUAUCUCUAGACAAACACAGUCGAAGGCUGAUGAAACAGACAGCCAAUCUGAGGCUGCUAGAGCGAGAUAUUCAUGUUCUUAGUGAAACCAAGAGAAAUGGUAUGCUUCAAGCCAGACCCAGUGUUGAAGAAUCUGUACUCAUAGCGAAAGAACAACUGGACAACCAUCAGCGUCAGGCAGCUGAACUGCAGGCAUCAAUUGAAGAGACAGAAAAGGUGCUAAGGCUGGCAGAUGAACAACUGCAGGCUAAAACCAAGGAAAUGGAUGAUCUGAACAAGGAGCUACGCCAGUGUAACCUGCAGCAAUUUAUCCUGCAAACAGGAGUCACUCCAGCACAAUCCAAUCAGCAAACCGAAGAGAUCGAUUUUGCUCUCCUCAAGCCUGAUGGACAGAGUGAUGAAGAUUCAAAUUCCUCCAUCUUGGAGUUUAACCCUCGCACCACUGCCAAGCAAAUCCUUGGGAACCCACGCAGCCUCCAGAACCCGCUUGUCUCCAGCCUUCAUCCAGAGGUCCUGUCAUCAAGAGAGACAUCAUGGCGAUAAAGUCUGGACUACAACCCCAAGGAAUUAUUCACUGUUCACUUUAUAUUAUUUCUGCUUAAUUUUAUCUGAAUAUGUUAAUUAUAGUUUCUUUUGUAUGAUACUCUGUGAAAUGCAUUUGUGAAAACAUACUGUAAGAAAAAGUCUUUGUAAAUACAGUGCUGUCUUUGUAAUUAUUAAACAGAUUAAGAUUUUUGAAUGUAUUUUAACAAUCUUCAUAUAUUUCAUUAACUAAAAACAUACCAAAAUAAAAACAAAUCAUUACAA
This is a messenger RNA of Ctenopharyngodon idella (grass carp), 1814 nucleotides long. It is a transcript of the gene rassf7b, whose product is annotated as Ras association domain family member 7b. NCBI's taxonomy places the organism in Eukaryota, Metazoa, Chordata, Actinopteri, Cypriniformes, Xenocyprididae. Gene Ontology annotation, biological process: signal transduction. The record is from RefSeq and is a predicted model, not a curated record.